This is a messenger RNA of Anolis carolinensis (green anole), 2669 nucleotides long. RefSeq names its product solute carrier family 34 member 2 (gene slc34a2). The transcript has 13 exons. NCBI's taxonomy places the organism in Eukaryota, Metazoa, Chordata, Lepidosauria, Squamata, Anolidae. Gene Ontology annotation, molecular function: sodium:phosphate symporter activity. Bases 132 to 2159 code for a protein of 675 amino acids. Gene Ontology annotation, cellular component: vesicle; apical plasma membrane; brush border. Gene Ontology annotation, biological process: sodium-dependent phosphate transport; intracellular phosphate ion homeostasis. The record is from RefSeq and is a predicted model, not a curated record.
GGCUGAGAUAAAUAGGAAUGUGAACCAGUGAGACAGGAGACUUUGGCCAGUACCUGCUCUCUUUAUAAACUGUAGCUCCCAGCAGGAUACUUCUUUGAAGCCUUCAUUGUCUGGAGGGGAAGGAAUAGGACAUGGCUCCGUGGCCUGAACUAGAGAACACUGACACUAAUAAUUAUAUUGAAGAGCCUUGUUCUAAACAAAACCAGGUCAUGUCUGAGAAAGAUGUAAAGGAUACAGAAGGUGAGGAAAUUUCUUUAAGGAAUCAGCUGGAAUUUUUGCCCACAUACUCCACCAUUGCCUUGACAGGAGAAAUGGAGGAAGAAGAUGAUCCAUGGAGUAUGCCAGUGCUCCAGGAUACUGGAGUUAAAUGGUCAGAACUGGAUGGGAAAGGCAAAAUACUCUGUGUCUUUAAAAACAUUGGAAAGUUUAUACUUUUACUUGGCUUGCUGUACUUUUUUGUUUGCUCCUUGGAUGUUCUCAGCUCGGCGUUCCAGUUAGUAGGAGGUAAAGCAGCAGGGGAUAUUUUCAAAGACGGCUCUGUGUUGUCAAAUCCUGUUGCCGGCCUAGUGAUUGGUGUUCUGGUGACAGUCAUGGUGCAGAGCUCUAGCACCUCUUCAUCUAUCAUAGUCAGUAUGGUGUCCUCUUCAUUAUUGAGCGUUCGGCAUGGUAUUCCAAUCAUAAUGGGAGCCAAUAUUGGUACAUCGGUCACAAACACCAUUGUGGCACUCAUGCAAGCUGGAGACAGGAAUGAGUUUAGAAGGGCCUUUGCUGGAGCAACAGUCCAUGAUUUUUUCAACUGGCUUUCAGUGUUUGUGUUGUUGCCCAUUGAAGUUGCCUCAGGCUAUCUUUAUCACCUUACAGACGUCAUUGUAAAGUCAUUUCAUCUUGAAAGUGGAGAAAAUGCUCCUGACCUACUCAAAGUCAUCACUGAUCCUUUUACCAAACUUAUCAUCCAGCUUGAUAAAUCCGUGAUAAGUGGAAUUGCUACAGGAGAUGAAGCAGCCAAAAACAAGAGUCUUGUGAAAAAUUGGUGCAAAACUGAAAAUAGCCUGACUGCAGUGAAUACUACUGUCUCAUCGUCUGCAAAUUGUACAUCUCCAGACCUUUGCUGGGCAAAUGGAAACUUGACAUGGACAACUAGAAAUGUAUCUGGUACAGAGUAUAUUAAAAAAUGUCAGCACAUUUUUGCAGGAUCAGAUCUCCCAGAUCUUGCUAUUGGUCUCAUCUUGCUUGCUUUUUCCUUGCUUGUUCUGUGCACUUGCUUGAUACUAAUAGUCAAGUUGCUGAAUUCUGUACUUAAAGGACAAGUUGCAAGUGUUAUCAAGAAAACACUCAACACUGAUUUUCCCUUUCCGUUUUCUUGGUUGACAGGAUACAUGGCUAUGCUAGUGGGUGCUGGCAUGACCUUCAUUGUUCAAAGUAGUUCUGUGUUUACCUCUGCAAUUACUCCACUUGUUGGUAUUGGUGUUAUAAGUAUUGAACGGGCAUACCCCUUAACCCUUGGGUCCAACAUUGGUACAACCACGACGGCUAUUCUUGCAGCCCUGGCCAGUCCAGGAAGUAGACUAAAGUAUUCUUUGCAGAUCGCUCUCUGCCACUUCUUUUUCAAUAUUUCUGGGAUUCUGCUGUGGUAUCCAAUCCCAUUCAUGCGCAUCCCAAUUCGGUUGUCCAAGGGUUUAGGGAACGUGACGGCCAAGUACAGGUGGUUUGCCAUUUUUUACCUUCUCUUCUGCUUCUUCUUGAUCCCACUGGCUGUCUUUGGCCUGUCGGUGGCUGGCUGGCAGUACCUUGUGGGCGUUGCCAUUCCCAUUUUGACCGUCUUGGUUGCUGUGGUCAUCAUCAAUGUUCUGCAAAGGAAGAAGCCGCAGUUGCUGCCUCAUAGACUCCAAAACUGGGGGUUCCUCCCCAAAUGGAUGCGUUCUCUGGAGCCUUGGGACAACGUGGUGACUUCUGUCAGCUCCACCUGUGGGAGAUGCUGCUGUUGCUGUUGCAAAUGCUGCAGAAGGGACAAAGGGGAAGACGUGGCAAAAGAAAAGCCAACAAAAUCUCUGGAAUCUUAUGUGAACCCAAUUUCACUGGCCGACGAAGAAAACAAUCUUCCAAAUUCACCAUCGAUAACUAAACCUAAGCAAACAGACUCGACAACCACAGCCUUUUAGCAGAAGAAGGUCAGGUUUUGAGGACAAGAGGCUAAGGGGGGGAAAUGUAAAGAAAGGGGAAAGAAGCUGAGAGGGGAAAUCUUGAUCAGCUUCUUCGGCACAGUGAAGAGAACAGAUUGAUGGUGGUUCACUGUUUUGGCAAACAGGCCAUAAGUCAAAUCGAAACUAUUAGCUGUUCGUGAAGAACCAUAAGCUGUCUCCGGUGCCUUUGUCGGGCCUUGACUCUACACUGCUGAGCCAGAGUAGGCAGUAGAGCAGUGCUGAGGACUUUGCCAUAUGAGUUUUUCUACUGCAGUUCAGUACUGCUAUGAAUCCUUUAUUUCCUUUGCUGCUUUUGGUCUGCCAUUCAACUGUUACUCAGAGUUUGUCAUCAGAGGACCCAAAGGCCAGGUACAUAGACAAUGAAUGUGAAAUCUGCAUAUAAGGGAUCUAUUAAAUGAUUAGUAGGGUCAGAUUUAGAACAAUACUUUGAAAUAAAGUAUAAUACCAAACAGAAGGACAGUAACAUAG